Molecule: messenger RNA, 2556 nt
Organism: Oncorhynchus mykiss (rainbow trout)
Lineage: Eukaryota; Metazoa; Chordata; Actinopteri; Salmoniformes; Salmonidae
Source: RefSeq, a predicted model, not a curated record
UCCUCAGUGACCUCGCUGCUCUUCUCACCAUGCUGAACGAUGCUGCGUCUGUCAUCUACAUUGUGCUGGAGCUGCUGAUAGCUGUACUGUCUGUGUUGGGCAAUGUGCUGGUCUGCUGGGCUGUCUGUCUCAACAGCAACCUGCAGAGCAUCACCAACUUCUUUGUGGUGUCCCUGGCGGUGGCAGACAUUGCUGUGGGAGUGCUGGGUAUCCCCUUUGCCAUCGUCAUCAGCACAGGCUUCUGCUCCAACUUCUAUGGUUGCCUCUUCAUUGCUUGCUUUGUGCUGGUGCUCACCCAGAGCUCCAUCUUCAGCCUGCUGGCCAUUGCCAUAGACCGCUACAUCGCUAUCAAGAUACCCCUCAGGUACAAUAGCCUGGUGACAGGCCAGCGUGCCAAGGGGAUAAUUGCUGUCUGCUGGGUGCUGUCCAUCAUCAUCGGCCUGACCCCGAUGCUGGGCUGGAAUAAGUUCACUGAGCGCCCCAACAGCACCUGUCCCCCAGGCUUGAUGGAGUGCCUGUUUGAGGAUGUGGUGGUCAUGGACUAUAUGGUCUACUUUAACUUCUUCGCCUGUGUGCUGAUGCCUCUGCUGCUCAUGCUGGUCAUCUACAUGCGGAUCUUCAUGGCAGCUCGGCAUCAGCUGAAGCUCAUAGAACUGAAGGCUGUCCACGGUGGGAAGUCCCACUCCACCCUGCAGAAGGAGGUCCAGGCGGCUAAGUCGCUGGCCAUCAUCGUGGGCCUGUUUGCCAUCUGUUGGCUGCCGCUGCACAUCAUCAACUGCUUCACCCUGUUCUGCCCUCAGUGUGCCCGCCCGCCCCUCUGGAUCAUAUACGUUGCCAUCAUCCUCUCUCACGGCAACUCAGUGGUCAACCCCUUCAUCUACGCAAACCGCAUCCAGGAGUUCCGCCACACCUUCAAGAGGGUCAUCCGCCGCCAUGUCCUGUUCCGCCGGGAUCUGUUUGACAGUGGUGGCAGCAGCCACACCUCCACCCACAACAGCAUCAGCGGCUCAGUGAGGGUUAAGGCCAAUGGCCUCCGCUUCGACCUCUUUACCGAGCACAGCAGCAGCAGCUGUGAGAGCUCCCACCCCUGUCAUAGCCAUAUCAAACCUGCAGGCGGCGUUCUGAAGCCAGCGCCCAUUCACAAUCACCCUCUUACCGUGAUUAGCUCCCGCAAUGACAGGGAAAGCCCCCCUGUGCCACAGCCUCUCAGACAGACACAUGCACACCCGUUAUGUCAUCCCCUGCAGUAUGGGGACCAGCAGCAGCAGUCUCACAAAGGUCCAGAGGUGGAAGAGGUAAAGGACAGGCAGGAUCUCUCCCCUGUCCAGGUCAAAACACUGUUCUAUAAACAUAAAACCUGCUUCACUGAGCUCACUGAGGUGUCCUAAUGGACACAGAAUGGGCAUUAGACAGCUACAAAGGAUCCUUAUCACCUGGCCUUUGGUGUGAAAUUACUGCUGAUGUGUACAUUUUUUUGGAGUAAGCUUAGAGUAGAUUACUAGGCAGUCAGGCUCACAAUCUGAGUUUCAGAGUUUGGUUGUAUCCAGAUGGUCUAAUUCCACAUACUUGGAGGCAUUCUAUCGCCAGGGAUUGUAACCGUUGGUCCUGAAUGAGUAUGAAACGAGGACCUACACAAAGGCAGGCAUGCAAAGCCUACUGUACAUUCACCAUGCGGAAGAGAACAACUUAUUUUGGGGGCAUGAACAAUUCUAUUUAAAUUUGCAAACAAAAAUCAUUUUAGUUAUUUAUUGAAGAAACGUUAAUGUGACUCGAAUGGUUAAAUGUGAUUCUGUUUACGAUGUUUAUUCUCUUGCUCUGUGACGUGUCUGGUGCUUAAAUCGGAAUCCUCACAAUGGACUUUUGUUCUAUGAUAACUGGUGAGGUUUUAAUAAAUCACCUUUAUGAUGAAUCUUGUGUGUUUGGGGAUGGCAGGGAUGUUCCAGGUUCGUGAUGAGGGGACUGUACUACUGCAUUGAUUUAGAAUGUUUGUGCACCAUACAGAUGGACAUGAUAAGAGCAAUCUCUUAGAUGUUCAGGUUUAUGAUCUUGCAAAUGUAUGAAUGCUCAAAAAAUGAUCUGCGUGUUUUUAAAUGAUAAUGGUUUUAAACUAUUUUGAGGAAUAUCUAUACUACUGGGCACUUUCUCAACUUGUCUAACUGUCAGUAACACAAACCAAAACUGUUGAGCUGAUCGUUGAGAUUACACAGACAAUUAAAUGGCCAAAAUAAUGAAUCAAUGACACAUACAGCUUACAUUUUUCACUGAAUAUACUCUCAAGAGUUACAUAGCUAUGGCAUUCUCUGCAUUUUCACAUUUUCAGAUGCAAUACAGGACGCAAUACCUCCUGUUUGAAAAUAAAUAUUUGUAUGUAAUUGUCAUCUCUAAGUGUAUUUGUUUGCGUUUCCAUGUUGCACUGUUUACGCAUUACAAUUACUGUACAGCUUUCCCAACUAUUGAUCAAUAAGCUUUCCCAACUAUUGAUCAAUAAGCUUUCCCAACUAUUGAUCAAUAAGCUUUCCCAACUAUUGAUCAAUAAGCUUUCCCCAACUAUUGAUC